This is a messenger RNA of Ambispora gerdemannii, 1002 nucleotides long. The record is from the annotation of a GenBank genome assembly. Lineage: Eukaryota; Fungi; Glomeromycota; Glomeromycetes; Archaeosporales; Ambisporaceae.
AUGUAUUCUUCUACGCUAUAUAAAGAUAAGGAAAUUUUGGCACCAAUGAUAGGUCAGAGUAGGAACUCUGCCUAUGCGUUUACUUGCAUUGCAAUUUGGGGCGGGUAUUAUUUGGUGUAUUCGCCUGAAAUAGUAGAUAAACGUAUUAUUACUUCGAUACGCAUUUUUAAUGAAUCAAAUGGUCUAGUCACUUAUCUUGACCCGCAAAGUAAAUCCACAUGUUUCCAAACACACAUCUCUGAAAAACCAAAAUUGAUCUUUCAAAUUGGCACUGCGGAUCCUGAACUUGCUCUUCAGGCAGCCUUGACUGUAAAACAAGAUGUUACUGGUAUAGAUGUGAAUUGUGGAUGCCCGAAAAAAUUCUCGAUCCAGGGGGGAAUGGGUGCUGCAUUAUUGUCAAAGCCUGAUCUAUUAAAGAAAAUCUUAACUAAUUUAGUUCAAAACAGUGGACUUCCCGUGACUUGUAAAAUAAGGAUUUUAGAAACCAAAGAAAAAACGAUUGAAUUAUGUAAAAUGAUCGAGUCUACAGGAGUAAGAGCGAUAGCUGUUCAUUGUAGACUGCGUGAUGAACGACCACGUAAUCCAGGACACUGGGAUAUCUUUAGAGAUCUCGUUGAGAACAUUUCUAUCCCAAUAAUAGCUAAUGGCGAUAUAUUUACUCGAGCAGAUAUCACACGGCUAAAAGAAAUUUCAAGCAAUUCAGUCAUGUUUGCACGAGGAGCGAAAAACAAUGUUUCGGUCUUUUGUAAAGAUGGUAAACUUUUACCAUUACGAAAAGUGGUAAUUCUAUACGUUAAAAAGGCAAUCGAGUUCAACAAUCACUUCUCGAAUACUAAAUAUACUAUAAUGCAAAUGUAUGCUGAUAACAUCAAGGAUUCAGAAUACGAUGCAGUUAUAAAGGCAAAGUCAUACGAAGCCUUUUGUAGAAUUUUUGGGAUAGAAUUAGAACAACAGCAUACCACGAAUCCGAUUUAUGAGGAUGAUAAUAAUAUUGAAGGUUGA